AUGUUUGAGGUGAAAAAGAGUCUGUUUAGUCUUCUACUUGCUCCUGCCUUUCUGGGUAAGGGAAAUGCAGAUAUAAGCAAAUCAAUACGAGAAAAAGUGUAUAGGUCACUCUUCGUAUAUGCUACUCGACCAUUUGGACUGGGAUCGAGAAUAUCGGUUGAAAACUACUCAGGGACAGUGGCUGGCGUGAAUCUGCUCUACGUCAAACUCAGAAACAGAAGACAAACCAUUUAUGUGCCAACAUCAUUCAUAUACGACAAAAUAAUCAUCGAGAACAACUGA
Molecule: messenger RNA, 282 nt
Organism: Enterospora canceri
Lineage: Eukaryota; Fungi; Microsporidia; Enterocytozoonidae
Source: the annotation of a GenBank genome assembly